UUUGACUUAUAAAUACAGUACAUCCUUAACGAGAAGGCAUAUUUGAAUUUAUUCCGCCAAACAAAUCACAUUUAUAAUAAAAAUGAACAAGUUUGUUGCUGUCGCCUUCUUCGCUUUUAUUGCAGUUAGUUGGGCUGCUUCCCUCGGGGAGCCUGACCACGCUGCAGCCCAUGAAAGCCGCGAAAAAUUCAAGAAAGCUCAUGAAAAGUGCCAAGCUGACCCAGCCACAGCAGUUGACGAAUCCGCCUUGAAAGCACUGCGUGAAGGAGGAGCACCACCAGCAAACCAUGCUGCACAUGCCCUUUGUAUUUCCCAGGCUCUUGGUUGGCAAAACGCUGACGGAUCUGUCAACAAAGAAGCCAUCAAAAGCAGAGCCGAACACAUCUUCGGGUCAUCUCCCAAACUGAGCGAAAUCAUAGACGAAUGUUCCCUGCCUCAAGCUUCACCAGCUGAAACCGCUGUCCACAUUACCAAAUGUUACGCUAAACACAGCCCACGUCCAGAAGGACAUGGUCCUCAUGAUCAUUAAAUCUAAGAAAUAAAUGUAUUAUAUGCUUUAUGUAUAACAAAUGAUGUCAUGUAUAUAACAAAAAAGUUUUGACCUGUCUAUAAUUUCUUUUAAAGACAAUAAAUUGUAUAAAAUAGAA
Sitophilus oryzae (rice weevil) is the source of this 647-nucleotide messenger RNA. RefSeq lists its product as uncharacterized. The transcript is spliced from 3 exons. Bases 83 to 529 code for a protein of 148 amino acids. The record is from RefSeq and is a predicted model, not a curated record. Gene Ontology annotation, molecular function: odorant binding. Lineage: Eukaryota; Metazoa; Arthropoda; Insecta; Coleoptera; Curculionidae.